GCAGCCUACUCUUUCCUCCGCGGUGACUCGACAGUGAGACACGCAACAGUUUUCAGAAUUAUAAGAUGCUUUACCUGAAGGAUGGACUGUCGCUUAAAUCUCGGCUCACUGUCUUGGUUUUCCAUCACACUGUUGCCGCUCUUCUUCUAACACACACCUGUGCAGGUGAGUCACAGCUGAUUGGUCCAACUCAGCCCAUAGUGGCAAUGAUCGGUCAUGACGUCAUUUUGCCGUGCCACCUGGACCCUGCCGAGGAUGCCACUGCCAUGACCGUGGAGUGGGCCAGACCGGACCUGGAGCCCAGAUUUGUCCAUGUGUUACGCGACGGCCUGGAACUGGAUGAGAAAAAAUACCACCUCUACAUGGGACGAACAUCGCUGCUGAACAACCAGCUGAAGCACGGCGACGUUUCACUGAAACUCGCUACAGUGAAACUCUCUGAUGAGGGAAAAUACAAGUGCUUCAUUCCCACGUUGAGUAAAGAAACGUUCAUUGACCUUGUUGUUGGUGCUGCCUCCUCUCCUGUCCUAACGAUUAACAAAGACACCAGUGCAGUGGUUUUAGAUUGUGAAAGUAAAGGCUGGCACCCAAAGCCUGAGCUGUUUUGGCUGGAUGCUGAGGGAAAGCUCCUCUCUGCUGGAGCUCCAGAGACAGUCAGAGGUCCUGAUGGCCUCUAUACUGUCAGCAACAGUGUGGCUGUGGAGAAGAGCCACAGCAACAGCUACACCUGCAGGGUUCAGCAGCACAAAAUACAGCAAACCAGGGAGACACAGAUUCAUCUUGAAGAUGGUGUCUUCAUAGACAAAUCGAAUUGUUCUGCUGCUCAUAUCACCACUGGCUUUGCUAUUGUCUUGUUGUGUGUUGUUGUUGUUGUCUUUUUUGUUUAUUUAUGGAGAACAAACAAACUUGGAAACACAAAGAUGGGUCCACUGAGGAACAUCUUCAGUAAAAAAGGUGAACAAGAGAUGCAGCAGAGAGAAGAGCUCAACAACUUAGGACAUGAAAGCCUGACAGAAGAAGAAAGAGAGAGACAGAAGCUCAUGCGAGAGAAGGAGGUGAAGAAAAAUGCCAAACUUGAAGAGGAGCAGAAGAAAGAGAAUGAACGGAAACAGAGGGAGGAGUUGGAGAAACAGAUCAAGCAGCUGGAAUCACAGGUGGAGCAGAUAAAGAAAAGUGGAGAGGCUGAGAAGAAGCUGAAGGAGGAUGCUGAGAAAAUGAAACAUGAGUACAAAGAGCUGCUAAAAAAGACCAACUUGGUUCUGAUGAACAGAAGGACAGAACUUGAGAUGAGGCUUAAGAGAACCAAAGAAAAGAACAUGACAAAGAAAGAAGAGAAGGUAAAGGCAGUCAUUGAUGCACUGAAGGAGACAAAGAUGAUGAUCGAUGAGGUUCAGAAAAAGUUUUAGUCAGUCAGGGAGGGAACAGCUCUCAGACCAGAGGAGCAAACAAAGCAGAACAAGGUGAAUCACAUCACAACAGGAGGUUAGAAUAAUGACAUUUACACUAAACUAAAACCAUGGGCAAGCCUACCAGCAGCAUUAAACACUCAUUUUAAAAUACCUUCUGGUUUGUCAGACUAUAUGCAGGCAGAGAAUGGCGAUAAAUGUAACCUGAUAUCCCUGUCCUUUUUUUAAAUCAAAUCAGCAGCUCAAUAUGUUGGUUUAAGAUGGAAAAGCAGAGUAACAGAGGCUGAAAUCAUGUAAAUAAUAAAAUUACAAACAAGUUUUUGGUGACAACAGUUGAACUUGGUGAUGCUCUCAGAUUUUAUCAGAGGAUACAUCUGUGUACUAUCACAAUCAUUUGGUUUAAUUAAAUUUUGCAUGUGAAGUGAAUGCACUGUAAUAUUGUGACAAUUAACUUUUGUCAUAUUCUUUGAUAAGAGCACACACAUUUUUCCUGCUUUUUACUUUGGGUGCAGUGUG
Molecule: messenger RNA, 1922 nt
Organism: Myripristis murdjan (pinecone soldierfish)
Lineage: Eukaryota; Metazoa; Chordata; Actinopteri; Holocentriformes; Holocentridae
Product: butyrophilin subfamily 3 member A2-like
Exons: 7
Coding region: 66-1406 (446 amino acids)
Biological process (GO): regulation of cytokine production; T cell receptor signaling pathway
Cellular component (GO): external side of plasma membrane
Molecular function (GO): signaling receptor binding
Source: RefSeq, a predicted model, not a curated record